Messenger RNA from Leguminivora glycinivorella, 737 nucleotides. RefSeq names its product D-aminoacyl-tRNA deacylase (gene Dtd). The record is from RefSeq and is a predicted model, not a curated record. Gene Ontology annotation, cellular component: cytoplasm. NCBI's taxonomy places the organism in Eukaryota, Metazoa, Arthropoda, Insecta, Lepidoptera, Tortricidae. Gene Ontology annotation, molecular function: D-tyrosyl-tRNA(Tyr) deacylase activity. Gene Ontology annotation, biological process: tRNA metabolic process.
ACAGUUAUUUUUAAUAAAAGUUAAUUUGAGUUUGAUUAUCGAGCAUAUUAACGUAGGAUUAACAAGUAAAAAACCCUUCGUGCGUACUAAAACUACUUAGUAAGAGUUUCACUCAAAAAGUCUACUAUGAAGGCGUUAAUUCAGCGCGUUAUGAACGCCAAAGUUACCGUGAAUGGAGAAGUUGUCAGCAAUAUAGAACAAGGGUUAUGUGUUCUAAUCGGAAUUUCAAAAAAUGAUAACUUGAAGGAUGUGGAAUACAUUGUCCGCAAGAUCCUCAGUGCAAGGUUAUUCAAUGACGACAGUGAGAAACGAUGGAGCAAGAGUGUGGUGGACAAAGGAUUAGAAGUGCUGUGUGUUAGCCAAUUCACCUUAUACAAUACUUGGAAGGGUAACAAGCCCGAUUUUCAUAAUGCAAUGGCGGGUGACGAGUCUAAAAAAUUUUACGAACACUUUUUACAACUUUUAAAAAAAAGUUACAAGUCAGAGAAAAUUAAAGAUGGCGUAUUCGGCGCGUACAUGCAAGUGUCGAUAGAAAACGAUGGCCCCGUCACGGUGAGCAUAGAGUCGCCGGUCAGGGACGAGAACACACUCGCCAAGGAGAACUCUAGGAACCCGCAGAGAGCAAAAGAGAUUACGAAGUGUGAAGGAGAUCUACAAUCAUAGUCAUGAUGUAAGUUAUUAUGUGUAAAUAUGUUAAUUUUAAAAUAAUAUUUACUACAAUAUAGUUAUAAUAAUUA